AUGUAUUCGCAUUCUCAACAGGUGGAUAAUAUCGUUGACUUGUUCGUACCUAUACAGGGUGUUCCAAAAUCUUUUAACGCUACGACGAAGCAACUUUUUGUUGAUGCAGGUACCAUGAUUGCCUCGCGAGGACGCAUUGAAAAUCAGACGACGCAUCAGCUAUUUAUUAAAAGCUCGAAAAUACCGGAAAUUAAAUUAAGAGCAAUUAGAAUUCAGUCGAAACCUGCAAACAAAAAUAUGAACGUUUUAAUGGAAUUGCACCGAGCGUCCAAUUAUUUAUGCACGGGAAGAGUAAUAAUAUUCAAAGACAAGAAUAAAUUAAAUGCAACGCGUCACUGUAAUCGUAAUAGCAACGAUAUUAAUGGAAAGCUCGAUAAAAUGUACGACACCGACCAAACGAAUGACAAGGGGGUGUCGGUCCGCAGGGACCGACGCUCGGCCGAACGAAUGGUGGGGUGUCGGUCCCCAGGGACUGACAUCGCUCUCGAGCGUGUUAAUGACUGAUAGACGCGAAUAUCGCGUAUCGCCUUCGGGAUAUAGACUCACACUGUGGCGAUGACAGACCCACAGUUAGCAAACAACAACAACAACAGUAGCAGCAACAACAACAGCAACAGCAACAACAAUAAUAACAACAACAACAACAACAACAACAACAACAACGAUGGCGAGCCGAAGUACCUGCACAAGAAGUUCAAGAAGAUGGCGACGACCGAGGUUACGCCGCAAGUGGAGCCCAACAAGGAUGACACCACCACCGUGGUCAGCAACGGUUCACCAGACGCAGCAGCAAAGAGGAAGGAGUCCACGAAGGAGCCGAGCGAGUCGUCGAAAGAUCUGGUCAAGGUGGAGAUGCCCGCGGAACCGGCGGACAGCGAACCGACCGAGUCGAGGAAGAGCGGCUACGUGUGCCCUUAUUGCAGGCUGUCGUGCGCGAAGCCAAGCGUCCUGCAAAAGCAUAUCCGGGCGCACACGAACGAGAGGCCGUACCCGUGCGUGCCCUGCGGAUUCGCGUUCAAGACCAAGUCCAAUCUGUACAAGCACUGCAGAUCGCGCGCUCACGCUCUGAAGAUGGAGGGUGGUGAUGCCAGCAAGGUAUCGGAGGACUCCAACAUAAGCCUGUCAGACAGCGCGAGCAAUGGUACCGGCACACCUCCGCCACCCCCGUCGUCGACACCCACGACCACCGUAGUCAACGUGAAAACCAUCAAAACCGGGAAAAUCUACAAGCCAAAAUUUCACACGGCCCUGCAGUGUGUGAACAACGACAUCGAAACGUCUUCCCUUUCCUCCAGCUCUUCCACCAACAGCUCUUCCUCGGCCACCACCACCACCACGCCAAAGCCAAAUCCUGAGCAAGUUCAAGAACACAUAGAUAAGAUCAUCACCGACAACCAAGCGAUCGUCAAGGCCGUGGAUCCACGUCUGCACAAGCUGAUCCAGAGGCAGCAGAGCCUCGUGGAAAUGAAGCAGCCGGCGGAUCAACCUUUGAAUCUCUCUUCCGCGGAGGAGUCGUUGAGGAAACGGUGUUACAGCGAGAGUUUCGCGAAGGAGGGCAAAGAUUACACGGAUGGCCCGGAAGGUUCCAUCAUCAAGGAUCUGCUGUUGAAAAGUCAAAGCUCAAGUCAGGAAGGGACGACCGAGAGCGAAAGUUACUUCUGUCCCUCGUGCAGCAUCCCUUACUCGAGCAUCGACAACCUCGACGUUCAUCGCAGGUACUACUGCAAAGGUACGGCUAGUUCCAGCCCUAGGCGGGAGUAUCAGUUAGAGGUGGAGAAGAGAGAUUUCGAUUCGAAGGAUUUCGAUUCCAAGUCUUCCGAGUAUUACAGUACCUUGCAGCCUCUGCCAUCGCCUGGCCCUUUGUUGGGCAACACGAGGCUGGUCGACGCGUACGCACCGCCGGCGAAGAAGCAGAGAUCCGAGUCCGUGCCUACGACGUUGCGAUCGCUCGAGGAGCUGAGCAAGUAUCCACGACCGAACUCCCUGCAGAUGUUCGGUGGCGAGGUGAGGAUACUGGACAACACCGGUGAGACGAAAACCAUGAGAAUAGAACCCCGUCAGACGAACUCGCCCACCAGCGAGCAGAUCGUGAGUAGCAAGUGCGUCACGUCGGAGACAGCCUCGAUAGUGGUGAGGUCAGGUCUCCAUUCGGGUGGCACGAUGGUGCACAAGCCGCCAGGCACACCCGCCACCACGCCCAGUUCCUCCAUAUCGCUGCCCAACACGCCGAAAAUGCUGGCACCGAUCAUACCCAACAUAUCAACGCCGAACAUAGCGCCGAGCAUGUCGUGCUACAACUAUCUCGAGCCGAAUCUAAAGCCACUGACCAGUAUCACUGCCUACAAUCCGUUGACUUUGCCCCAGCCGGGGAUCACGAACAUCCUGCACGGUGGUAAAGUCAUACCAUACGUUCCUGGCAUGCCUGGGCCGCACACGCUGACGCCAGCCAUAGACAUAUCGACGAGUUUAGGGUCAGGUGAGGCAGGAUACAAGGUGAUACCAGGCCUGCCCGGGCUUCACAUAAUCCCUCAGCCACUGGAUCUCGCUAGCCCCGUGAAGAUACAGACCCCGACUGUACCUGGCAUCCCAGGGCCAAUGUCCACUGGCCACGUGUCUGCGAUUGAUCAGCCGCUGGAUCUGGCGAGCCCGGCGAAGGACUCGAAGCUUGGCUUCAAAACACCAGCGAGCAACGAGGUUCUGAAGAUGGGGCUGACGAGUCCUAAAGUUCCUAGCGUUAAGAGUAACGAGACAAGUUCCACGGACAAGUAUCGAAGAGCAUCGACAGGGGAGAUGACCAAAGCGGAACUGGAUCGUCAUAUCAAGAACAGCGUGGCAGUUAAGUACAAGAGUAUGGAGAGCCCGAAGGAGAGGAGGGACUUCUUGUACGACAGAAGUCCCAAGGUGGAGAGAAGUUUCGGUUACUCGAACGGAGUCGACUCGAAUUCUUACAGCAAGCUGAGAUACUCGCCGAAGGAGUCUUCUUCCGAGAGCCGAAAGAGGCUGUCCACGUGGAGUGUGAACGAGUUGGAAGGCGGUAGAACCUCGGUGGUUCCCCUGGGCCACAACUCCGUGCCAAAGUACGAUUCGCCGCCGCCGCCGCCGUUGGAAAACGGACGUCUGAAGGGGCUGACGAGCCUCGGUGAAACCAGGAAACCGACCGAGUAUUACGGCACGUUGAACGGCGCGAAGACGAAAACAGACUCCGUGGCAUCGGUGGUGAUCGUCAACGUGGACAGCACGUCGAAAACAGAAGUGCCAAACAAACCUUCCGUAGAGUUAACGAAGACGGACAAGUCAGGUGAAACGAAAUCACCCACCAAGGGUGGGGAGAACGCGAACGUGGAGGAGGAGACCAGCUCGAACAAAUUCCUGAGGCCAACCUCGUUGCCGUUGAAACCGGGCACGUUCACGCCGAAGAAGCACCACGGUAUCACGCCAACGGCGAACACACUUCCGCUGAUCAGCCCGGAAACCCCGAGGCCGAAGAAAUCGUACGGACAGCUUUAUCUGAACGGUCACGCGUAUACAUAUCUUGGCCUGAAGUGCUCGACCAGGGUGUUUUAUUGUACUUUGAACAGGCCGCAGCCGAUGUACGUGACGCAGCAACACGGCUUGUCUAUGUACUCGAAUUGGGAGAUAUGCAAGGAAGCACCGCCUGACGUUGACAUGGCGCAUUAUGACUCGAGGCACCGGCCGCUUAAUUACACGACCGCGUGGAAGAAGCAGGAGGAUAUCCUGACGCAUUCCUCCGAGAGGCCGACCACGCCCAGCAGUUCUGACAGCGAUUUGGAGAGCGACACGCCGGAAAAGGGAAAGAGGGGCAAGGUGUUCGAUGGGGGAUUUGAAAGUGGCGAGGAUUAUACGUAUGUUAAGGGUAAAGGUCGAGCUCGAUAUGUUUGCGAGGAAUGCGGCAUCCGUUGUAAAAAGCCAUCCAUGUUAAAGAAACAUAUCAGAACACAUGCGGAAGCAAGAUCAUACACGAGUAAACAUUGCGCUUAUAGCGUCCCGGUUUUACCCCAGUCUCCCCUACCGUCCUCGAACAGCGUGGAAGUGAGGCAAAAUAACGUGGAGAUCAGGCAAAGCAACGUGGACAAUAGGCCACCAAGCAGGGAUAUGAGUUUAUUGUCGGAGUACAGGCAACACCAUGCACAAUCUCAUGAGCCGAGAGCCAAUCUCGAAGCAAUGUCGUUAACAAUACACGAGCCGACGAAGAUUCACGAGGUCUCCAGAUCACAAAGCGGAGAAGUAAGGAACGCAGACCGUGUCGACAUAAAGCACACAGAAAUGACGAAGCAAAGUAUAGCAGAAACCAUUAAGCACACGGUUGCUCGGAAGAUGGUCGUCGGUGGACCUGGCUUUCGAUCACCCUCGCCUAACGCUGCAAUCAGUAAACCACAAGCUGAGUUCUUGCAGCCCUCGAAUGGACCUGCACCUAAUUACGUCAGUGUGACUGAAGAUGGGAAGAGUGUCUGUGGUAUUUGUAACAAGGUGUUCAGCAAACCUAGUCAGUUACGGUUGCAUAUCAACAUUCAUUACUUUGAGAGACCAUUUAGAUGCGAAAGUUGCGCGGUUUCUUUCCGAACCAAGGGUCAUUUAACAAAGCACGAAAGAUCUGUUUCUCAUCACAACAAGGUUAGUAUGACUUCUACGUUCGGAGCGGCGACCACCAGCAACCCAAGGCCAUUCAAAUGUACAGACUGUAAAAUAGCGUUCAGGAUACACGGUCACCUGGCGAAGCAUCUACGUAGCAAGAUGCACAUUAUGAAGUUAGAAUGUUUAGGAAAAUUGCCAUUUGGGACAUACGCUGAAAUGGAAAGAUCUGGUGUCAAUUUAAAUGAUAUUGAUACUACCGACUGUGAUAAUAGUCUUUCUAGUCUUCAGAUGCUGGCUCAAAGACUUUGCGAAAAGGAUCCCACGAAAAUAGGUCAAUGGGAUUCUGAAACAAUUCCAAGUCAAGUGAUCAGCGGUGGUGAAACUUCGUCCGAUGAGGGUGAGCCUAUUCCGCAGCACGCGUGAAAGUGACAGACUAUGUGGAUAUGUCUGGAUCGUAUCAUGUGCCAAUUGCAAACGAAGAUCGAAAAUCCGUUGUUCGCCUUGGGAGUUCUUAGUUUAAUCGAUGGGAGCACAAGCACAACGCGAAAGAAUGCCAAAACUAAUCUACGUUUUCCAUAGUGUAUACAAGGCCAGAUGAAGUCGUACAAUCAUAAAAGUGCCAAGUUUGCACAGUGUUUACGCAUACUAUGAACAAGUUCUACGAAUGAGUUACAUUGCUUUGUUGAACAUAAUAUCAAAUCAGAGUCUAGUACAAAUACUGAAAGGAAUAGGGGCUUGAAGAACACACCGUACACACACCUACAUGAGUGUAGAGAAAAAGAGAAUACUCAGAAAAGAAUUAUGAACGAACUAGUAGUCAAGACAGGUCACAAUCGAAGACACGUAGUGCCAAAAUAAUGCAGCGAACUAACAGACAAUCUGCGGUGAAAUGUUGUUUCGAGGGAUUCGUUGCCGUAACCGAUAACUAUAGUAACAAAGUAAUCAUCGCCACUCGAAGGAAAUUUCUCAAAGGGCGUUCUUGUUAAUCAAGUAUAGUGUUUGUAAUUUAACGUUAUAGCAAACGUUCUUCCGAGAUGCCAAAAGAUGCGAGCUAAUUAAAUUAAAAACAAGUUCUACAUUGUGGUAACGUACAACAAAAGAAUCAUUGAUAAAAAAAAUUAUUGAAUAUUGCUAUUAUAAUGAAAUUUUGAUUUAUUUUCACACAUCAUAGUAUACAAAGUGGAUGAAAGUAAUAGUACAAGCAGAAAAGAAGAAAUUGUAUAUAGAGAAACGUAAGUAAAAAAUGUGCUAUGAAAUUUUUUUUAACUUUAAGAUUUUGAAAAGAAAACCGAUCUUCAGUUUGUCGGAUGCGCGAAUUGAAACUUACCCAUUGUUUCUGUCUCUUGCAGCAUCUCACGCUAAAUAAAUUAAACAUGAAUUAAAAAGGAAUUAACAAGUUUCAAUAUUUCCGCUUGAAUAGAAUUUUGUAUUCCAAUUCUAUGACAUUUCAAAAAUUAAUAUUAUAUCAUCAAUGUUAUCAUGUAUAAUAUUAUAUCAUCAAUAUUAUCUCGUACAAAACAAUCGAUAAUGAAAUAAGAAGAAAAUUAAGCUGUCAUUUGCGUAUUCAAGCAAUCUUCAAAAAUAAUUGAAAAAAUUUCACACAUUCUUUACUUAUAUAUAUGUAUUUACACAAAAUUUCUUCUUUCCUAAUUAUGCUACUUAUGUAGCCCCACCUUGUAUAAUAGAUGCAUAAAUGUACUGAAUUUUUAAAAAAUUAUUGCACGUUAAAAAAUUAAUUAACUCCGACAAUUAAAAAUAAAAAUUUAACUUUAAAAACUAUUUAAAGCAUUAAAUACAUGAUAAUAUAAUUUUAAUAUUUUUAAUAUUCUAAUAAAUGAAAUUACUUUACAGACAAUUACAUAAUCAAAGAAAUAAUAUUUUGUUCCAAAAAUUGUUACUAAAUCUAAUUGAAUAUUAUAUUUUCUCAUUUGAGUUUACUUUUCGCGUUAUUU
Heterotrigona itama is the source of this 6545-nucleotide messenger RNA. NCBI's taxonomy places the organism in Eukaryota, Metazoa, Arthropoda, Insecta, Hymenoptera, Apidae. The record is from the annotation of a GenBank genome assembly.